AUGCGUGGUUUGAGAGACAAUGAGGUGCGCCAGAACAAUGUUUUGAGGGGUGGUCUUGGGCCUGCAUUUCACACAAGUUCGGCUUUGCGACACUCCAAGAGGACGUGGAGGACGGUCAGGCUCUCACCACAUCGACAACAGGUUGGCGGUUCCUUUCCAGUAAGCAGAAAAUUGGCGGUUACCGGUGCUGGGCGACCUGACAUUACGUGUGGGCUUCAAAGACGUGCUCGUGGACUGUCCCCUCACAGUGCUCGACUGGGAAGGGCCAAGCCUUUGCGGAAGGGACCUGCUGACGCUGAUGGACAAAGCUGGUGCACCGGUGCUACAUGUGACACCGGCCUGCGGAGCCACAGAAACGAGCGAAAUGGACACCUGCAAGGUCCAACUGAGGAGAGCCACGACUGGACACUGCCGCCAGACAGCAGCGUGUACGUCCGCAAUUACGGACAGGGAGAGAAGUGGAUACCUGGUCAUGUCAAAUCGGCGACCGGAGCACGAAUGGUAACCGUAGAGACUCCCACUGCCAUUGUCAAGCGGCACGGCGAUCAGGUGCGCCGCCGCUCGGAUUCAUCACCAAGGUUUCCAGAUACGACUGCUCGUAGUCCAGGGUCCAACCAGACGCCAGGUCCCAGCACGGCCACCAAUGCAACCACUUCCUUGGAAGCGGCCGCCCAUGUUAAUUCUCUAGAUGCAGGCCAAAUUGCGGAUGACAGCAUUCGACCUCACACCCCUUCUCUCCCAACUAGCUUGAGUCCGGCCGAAGCUUCGCAGCAAGUCCUGCGCCGGUCAACGAGGCAGCGCAAGCCAGUGCAACGGUUCCAUUUUUGAGGAGAGGGCAGUGUUGUGUCUUCAUCAUGAUAGUUCUGUGCAUGCGCAGUGUACUCCCACUUCCCUUCCCACUUCAGGGGAUAAAUGCUGUCGCAUGCCCCCAAAUAAACGUCUUCUAUGUUCGA
Molecule: messenger RNA, 953 nt
Organism: Dermacentor albipictus
Lineage: Eukaryota; Metazoa; Arthropoda; Arachnida; Ixodida; Ixodidae
Source: RefSeq, a predicted model, not a curated record